AUGGGAGUUGAAUAUAUUGAAUUCAGCCAUGCGAAGGAUGGCCUGGAGUCGCAACUUUGCAACUGUGCUAGUUCUCAGAACCUGGUCGAGGUUGCUAGUGCAGAGCACCUGCGCCACAAUGCCACGGCGAACCUGGCCGCGGAAUGGAAACCCGGUGUUAAAGAAUGGCUUGUCCUGACCUGCGUGUCUUUAUUGUUGACAAUGGAUGCGUUCAACGCGACCGUACUGCUUCCUAUGAUAACACCACUUGGAAGCACGCUAUGGAUUGAGGCAUCAUAUAUUCUGGCUAGUGCGGCAAGUCAGCCAUUCUCUGCCAUGCUCGCAGCCAUUUUCGGGGUAGGGCCUAUUGCCCUUGGAGCCGCUGUGCUCGCUACAGUGGGAACGGGGGUCUGUAGUGGUUCGAUGAGCCUAGCUUGUCUAGUUCCAGGGCGGUUUGUUCAAGGCGUAGGCUGUGGAGGAGCAAUCACGACCUCCCUAUUGAUGAUAGAUGAAGUCAUCCCAUGUCCCCACCAGGCCCGAUUUACUGGUUAUGCCUUGCAGGCUCGAGCGGUCGGGGCUAUUGUUGGCCUUAUCUUCGGUGGAGUGCUUGUCAACCAUGCUGUCUGGACCUUUUAUACCAGUUUCGUCUUCUGCGCACUGGGGCUCUUGGUCAUUCCGUUCGCAGUUGAGUUGCGGACCUACAAGCGUAUCGCAAAGUGCAAGGUGUGCGAGCUUGAUUGGCAAGGUGCCGUGUUGACCUUUAUGGGAAUGGGUUGCCUUCUCAUAGGUAUCAACUGGGGCGGGAUACUAUAUGAGUGGAGUAACUGGCACGUACUGGUAGUUCUUGGUGCUGGGGCAGCCUCGAUCAUCGUCUUAGUCCUGUACGAGAGUCUGUGGUCCAUCCACCCGCUUUUCUCUUCGGCAGUAUUCAGCGACAUCGCAAGGUCUAUGUUGUACCUAGGUAGCUUGCUGCACGGAUUUUUGUUAUCCUGCCAUCUCGUCAACUGUGCCUUGUAUCUAAGACUGGUUCAAGACUUAUCGUCUGCAUUCGAAGGGCUCAGCCUCCUCACCGUCGUCAGUCCAGCAUUAUUAGCACUUAUUCUGACAGAAAAGGUGAGACUGUUGCGAGGCCCGAGCGCCUUUCCCUGGAUGGUCCGGAUCGGAUGGUUUUGCAGCGUCCUCGCGACAGGCUUCUUCAUUAUCCUAGACGUCAGCACUCCACCUCAAGCAUGGGUUUUUAUCUUGCUUGGUGGAGGCAUGGGUCACUCCUUGCUUAUAUCCGGGUACCAUCGAGGCGUCCACUAUAUACACCAGCCAAGCAGAGAUAAUGAGCACUACCCAGCAUCAGGCAUCCUCAUGUAUUCUCUUCUGCGGACAUGGGGGAUGUGUAUUGCUGUCCCUGUGAGCGGAGCGAUCAUCUUGAAUCGAAUGUUUAGGGAGGAGGGUACAGAGGAAAGCAUGAAUUUUGAUGUUCAAGCAGGCGGAUCCUCUUUAUCGCAGCAGGGCAGAUCUCAGAAACUGAUGCUUGUAGAUGGGUUUCAUAUGCUAUGGCGUGUUAUGGUCGGAGCUUCUGCUUUAGGGGGCAUUAGCUCGCUGUUUGUGAAAUGA
Molecule: messenger RNA, 1587 nt
Organism: Aspergillus niger
Lineage: Eukaryota; Fungi; Ascomycota; Eurotiomycetes; Eurotiales; Aspergillaceae
Exons: 3
Coding region: 1-1587 (528 amino acids)
Biological process (GO): transmembrane transport
Molecular function (GO): transmembrane transporter activity
Source: RefSeq, a predicted model, not a curated record